CUAUCAUCACCACAAUUCUUUUUACUUCAUUCACAGAUUUCUCAUUCCGCUCCAAUCAAUUCCAAAAUGUCCGAACAAAUGUUUGCCCCCCGCAUCACUGCGGCUUACCUCAACAACUACGUCAACCGCAACGUCACCAUUGUCGGCAAAGUCACCCAGCUUCUCGGCGAGCAGGCCGUCAUUGAUGCCGACGGCAACGUCACCAUUCACCUCAACCACGAAACUCACCUUACCAGCGGCAACGCUGCCAUCUUUGUCGGCAAGGUCCAGCCGGACUUGUCUGUCAAGGUCCUCAACGCGCGCGACGUCGGUCCCAACGUAGACAUGGGUCUCUGCUCCUCCGUCGUCGAGGUCGUCCAAAAGUACCCCGGCAUUCACGGAAACUGACGGGCUCGUCCAGAUCACGGCCGCGCAGCAGCAGCAGCCUCUGCAGGCCUCGGACCCCGGCGCGUGGCCUUGAUCUGGCCUGCCACUGAGCGUGGAGCGGAUGGAUUUGAAUACGACGAUGACGAAUUUGACGACUACGAUUUUGAAGAAGAACAAAAACAAAUAGAAAAAGAAGAAGAUGUGCAGGAGGGGCGACAAUUUGACAUUAUAACAUCGACGUCAUCAUGUAUCCCCCAAUCACCCACUACUGAGUGGUUCGAAGACGUAUACGACACCGAUACUGACGAAGAAUUCCUAUGGGCACAGCCCCAGCAAUACUUGUACUUGUCGCCGCCUGAAUCGUCUCAGCCUCAUGCAUUGUCCUCCCCGUCCUCGACAUAUAUACCAUCUGCGCAGCCUAAUCGCGGCUUGUUCGAUUCUAUGCCAUCUUAUCCCAACUUGGAACUUCCGUCAACUUGGCAGGAUGAUUUCUUUGAAGAAGGAUACUUUGAAGAAGAGUCCUUCUUUGCAACUCCACCUGCAAGUCCGCCCAGUGGCCAACACUCAUCUAGAAAAUCGCUUGAAGAAGCACAGGCUAGUGAAUUAGACAUGGUAGUCCAAGGCAUGGCUCGAGUCUCAAUGGCACCGAGAAAAAGUUAAAAGUUUAGAAUAUUUAAUACAUACCCAAUUCUC
Molecule: messenger RNA, 1059 nt
Organism: [Torrubiella] hemipterigena
Lineage: Eukaryota; Fungi; Ascomycota; Sordariomycetes; Hypocreales; Clavicipitaceae
Source: the annotation of a GenBank genome assembly